CAUUGCAAACACUUGCUCUGUCUUCGUGCGCACGCUUGGCGACUCUGUUAGAAUAACUGUUAUUCUUGAAUUUCGUAAGCCUUAUUAAAACGUAUUUCAGCAAGUAUCGUUAGCGAAAGAUUAGUCAAAAGUUAAUAAUACUAUAGCAGAACGAACAUUUUUCACUAACCGGACAAUAUUACUUAAAACACAAUGGAAGAUGCAUGUCGUAGUGCAGUGGCUGGCAGUUCCCAAAAUGAAAAUGAAACUAUCAAAAAUUCUAAUGUUAAUCAACAAGGUACAGAAGAUUCAAAUUACAAUCAUAGAACAGAUACAGGUGCAAUACAUUCUCUAGAAACGUUAGCAAAUCAAUCUGUCGAAAACGAAAUAACAAGGCAAGAACAAAUUACAAAGACAGCGGAAGAUAAUAAGAUUCCUGAUGAUACAAAUAUGAAAAAAUCGCAAAAAAAGACGAUUACUCUGGAGAUUUCAAACGACAUCGACAUCCUGUUGAUUGGCAAAACUGGCAAAGGCAAAAGUGCUUUAGGAAACAGUCUUCUGUCUAGCGAAGCUUUUCUGUCUUCAGCGAAUUUCGAAUCUGUAACAGAUGUAAUUAAAGAUGGAUAUGGUGUGUUUGAAGGUCGUACACUAAAAGUUGUAGAUACACCAGGUGUGUGUGAUACAAGGAUGAGCGAAGAAGAUGCGUUAAAAAUGGUUUCAGAAAAAAUGCAGGACGCCGUUAAUCUCAACCCAGUGGGCUAUCAUACAUUAAUUUACGUACUAAAAUUUGGAGAACGAUUCACAGAAGAAGAUGUCACUGCAAUUCAAAUUCUAAAAAAAAUAUUCGGAAAUGACUUUGUAAAUAAAUUUGGUAUCCUUGUGUUAACAUGCGGUGAUAACUUUGAAAAGCAGGUCACAAAAAAGACGGGUCUGACUUUUGAAAAAUGGUGCACUCAACAGCAGGGUGUGUUUCAAAAACUUUUAGAGGAAUGUGAGGGUAGAGUGGUAUUAUUUGAUAAUUUUGCAGAAGGAGUAGAGAAAAUACACAAACAAAAAAGCGAUCUAAUAAACGUGAUAGACAGACUACAGUCAAGUGGUAAGAGAUACACCAACAAAUAUUUUGAUGAUGCAAAGGAAACUCGUGAUAAACUGCUGAUAGAAUGUAAGAUACCUGCUUUGAAAGAUAAAAUAUUUAGAGAAACGGGAGUUAUUAUGUCCAGUUACAAUCAAAUGAAUUUCCAGGAUCCGGAAAACAAAAUCGAAGAACUCGAAAAAAUGCAAGCACAAUCUAUAGCUCUGUUGAUUGAAAUAGAAGAGGAAGAUAAAGAAAGUGGAGCUCUAAGCAAUUUAUUAGAAACUGUUCGUAAUGUGAGCAGAACAUUAGAAGAGCAAAUCAAUACCUGCAAACUGUUGAUCCAGGAACGAGAAAAAAGUAAAAACGAACAACAUCGCUUGGAACAACAGAUGCAAAAAGAUAAGGAGUUUAUGGAAAUGCAAGAGGAGAAGUCGAAGAGAGAACACCACCAACUUCUUCUGCAGAUUGAAUUAAAUAAAAAGUCGAUGGAAGAAUUUGAAAAACAGCGCCAGGAUGAUAAGGAAAAAUAUGAAAAUGACUUAAAAAGACAAAAAGAAAUUGAAGAAUUAAAAUUCAAACAAAUACAGCUUGAAUCAGAGCAAAAACAAGAAAGUAUUAUAAAAGAAAUAGAAAUGCAGAAAAACGCGAUAGAGUCAGAAAGACAGAAAUUUUUGGCAAAGAUAGAUCUUGAAAAACAGGAUCUAUUAAGGCAAAAAGAUUUUGACCAACAAAAACUUCAGUUAUUGAAAGAUGCUGCCAAAAAAGAGCAGGAAGAAAAAAGAUUAGAGCUGGAACUUAAACAAAAGGAAAUGAAUGCAGCCGAAGAACGACACAGAAUUGAAAGGGAAGCGCAAAAAAAUGAAUAUUUGAAGCUGCAAAAGGAAGAAGAAAGAAAAUUUCAAAUGAUGGAAGAAAAGGCUAAAAGAGAUCACGAGGCUCAUAUUAAAGAAUUACUGCUAAAAGAAAGAGAAAUUGAAGCUGCAGAAAAAAAACAGCUUUUAGAACUUGAUAAAAUUAAAGAAGAAAUGAAAAAACAAAACGAAUUACAUAUUGAAAAAAUAAAGUGUCAACAACGAAAAGAUAAAAUGGAAAAUGACCUACGAAUUCAAGAAAUGAAACUUAAAGAGCAAGAGAUGAGGGCAAACGAAAUACGGCUUAGUGAAGAAAGAGAGGCGAAAACGAGGGCAGAGAUUAGAAUGUUAAAAGAAAUGAAGGAAGCUGCUGAACGGAGACACAUUGAAGAAAUGGAAGAAAGAAAACAGGAAUAUGAGUUGCGUAGACAGACGGAGGAGACUAGAACUGAACGAUUAAACCUAGAGCGAGAAACUCAGCAAAUAAAGUUUAUAGAAGAGUUGCGAACUGAAAGGGAGAGAAUAAAAAACGAACAGAGCUGUAAUAUUCAGUAAAUACGGUACGGUACGGUACGGUACGGUACGGUACGGUACGGUACGGUACGGUACGGUACGGUACGGUAUGGUACGGUACUGGUGCUCAGUCGACAUAAUGUCGGAAUGAGCAUAAUUCGCUGCGCAGAAGCAAUGUAUUUUUUUAAAAAUUCACUCAGAAACACUAAGCAAGGAAAUUAAAAUUAUAGGCAUUUUACUAUAGUAAACAAAUCGAGGUGUUAGAUUAGAUUGGUGAAUCGUGUGGUCUACUAUUUCUUUACCAGAUGAAUAUAGAUUAAACUCAAUAAGCUCAUUCGUGUAGGCGUAUCAUUUUCUUAACUGAGGCUAAUAUUGCGAUAACUACACUGUAAUAACUGCAUCAUCUAUGGUAUUUACAUUAUUUAGAUCAAAGAAAAAAUCCAGAAAAAAUGUUUGCUGUUGCGCUUAUUGGUAAUCAUCAUAAGCAAUUAUGAUUUGAAAAAUAUGUUAUGAAUCAAUCCCUUCUAGCUUAUAACAUCUAUCAUUUUGCAAAACAAAAUUCUAUCGUCGUCUUAGUUUAACCAUCCCACAUAAAAAAAAUUCCAAAUACGUUCUUCUACUCUGCUAUCAAUUAUUUUAUAAAAAUAUUCCUAUAGAAAUAAACCGGGAGUGAUCUCCAUUAAACUUUCUCGAAUAUGAAACAAUAGGGGUGGCAACUCGGGAUAUAGACAUGAUUUUUAAUCCUUUGUUAAUACUAAAACUUUUAAAACUAGAAUAAAAUCUCGUAAAAAAAAAUUGCACACCAAAUGAACGCCAAAUAAAAUAUGCAUAAUAGUGUUGAAUAGUAAAAGUAAUUAUUAAAUGCACAUACGUUUUUUGAGAAAUCGGAAAUAGCGAAAAUUACUACUUCUUUUCAACAGAAGUACUCCAAAUGUGACAGACAGCAGAAAAUUAGAUCUUUUACUUACAUGUGAAAUUUCAUUUAUCUGAAAUAGUACUCAAGUUAUAGACUUCAUUACAAGACUUUCUCUAUACUUCGUAAAUACGAGAAAGUAAAUAACUAUCUACAAUUGAAAAGAUAUAUUAAAACUAAGUAGCAAAAAAAAAACAACAUUUAACGAUCUCAUAAACAUAGUCAUUUCCGCAUUUUUACAAGUUUUAAUUUAACUCACUUUCUCGUCAGCCUGUCGUCAGUCUGUCUACAUUGAAAUACGUGUUUUUAUUAAACGUUUUUAUGAAAAAAAAAUUCUACAAACAUUAUUCUAUUCUCAUUCGAUUCUGAGAUGUGAUAUAAAUAUGUAAAUAUUAUUUCUUUAUUGCAUAAGCUACAACUUUAAUAUUUUAUAAGAAAGUACUUCAAUAACGGACAUUGUGU
This is a messenger RNA of Physella acuta, 3793 nucleotides long. Its product is annotated as trichohyalin-like. Gene Ontology annotation, molecular function: GTP binding. The record is from RefSeq and is a predicted model, not a curated record. NCBI's taxonomy places the organism in Eukaryota, Metazoa, Mollusca, Gastropoda, Physidae.